This is a messenger RNA of Piliocolobus tephrosceles (Ugandan red Colobus), 2154 nucleotides long. RefSeq names its product protein RoBo-1-like. Bases 20 to 703 code for a protein of 227 amino acids. NCBI's taxonomy places the organism in Eukaryota, Metazoa, Chordata, Mammalia, Primates, Cercopithecidae. The record is from RefSeq and is a predicted model, not a curated record. The transcript has 7 exons.
UCUCCAUGUGACAUAAGAGAUGCAGACCCUGGCUUUCUACCAGCAGUGGCACAACAGUUCCUUCUGCCUAUCCCUCCUCACGGACCCCAGUCUGCCCUUCAGGCUCCAGGCCACGCUGACAGCCAGCCCAGUCUCCAUUCCUCUCGAGGUGAGGACAGUUGCCUUCCUCUCCAUCUCAGAGGCAGUCCCUUCACAAGAAGAUCUGAAAUACUUGAAGCGUAUCAGAGGAGCCAUCAUGUCCCUGUCCUCCAGCCUAAAGAGUCUCCUCACCGUCUGUGUCCUCGCUGCUUUCGUUGCCAGCACUGUGGAAGAGAGUUACAAAUGUGUACAAUGUGAUCAACAGUGUAACGAGGAGAAAACUUGUGAUUCCUCUCAUGGCUGCUUCAGCAAAAAGAAUGAAUUUAAUGUGACAGGUCUGCCGCCCUUUACUGUCUGGCAGAAAGGCUGUUCUUCAAGCAAGUGUGAGCCACGGGUCUUCUCAGCGACACUGGGGGAGAACUACACAUAUGGGUAUGGCUAUCAGUGCUGCCAAACUGAAAAGUGUAACAAAGCAGACUUCCAAGUGGCUCGGAAGUCCUCGGAUCCCAAUGGCAUUACCUGUCCUGCCUGCUACAACGAGAAAGGUGCUACCUGCCAACCAACUGACCUCGCCUGUAAAGGGGAAGAGACAAAGUGUCUUAACUUUAUAGGCACAGGUGCCUGAGAGUCAUCUGGAAAUAUCAGCUGGCUUCUCCCAGAACAAGCGAUGAGAGAGAGAGACAGCGAGAGAGAGAGAUCGAGCGAGAGCGAGAGAGACUAUAGUUUUUAAUAAUCUAAUCUCAGAAGUGACACACCCUCACUUCCACUCUUGGUCACACACAGAUCAAGACUGACAGCCUGGGAGAGGUCUAUGCCAGUGCACAAAUACCAGAAGAUGGGAACCACUAGGGAUUAUUUGAGAGGCUGACUGGUACACACAGCAAGGUGUGCUACAGGGCCAGAUGCUUGGUUAUCCCUCUAAGGUUUGAAGGGAGACAUCUGGAAGGAGAAAAAAGAAAAAGGAAGAGAGGGGAAGAGAGAGCAUAAUUGCUUCCCAUAGCUAGGACUGAGGCUUGAGGGGGACAUGUAUCACUAUGAUGUCCUGAAAUGAGCUCUUGGCUCAUUGGCAACGAAGGGUGUGAUGGCACCUCAGUUCCGGUUAUUAUCAUCACUACCGUUAUUACCAUUACCAAAUCCCAUGAUUAAGCCUUUACUUUUUGCAUGGUGUCGUUCUGAAAUCUAUAGAAAGAUUUGUAAUUUUCCUGAGUAGGGAAGAAGUAUAUUUGUGGUGAAGGGCACAUAUACCAUUCGACCAUAAUCUUUCUCUUUCUAGAUUGUACAGCUGGAUGGAGGUACUGUCAGUUCUCUUCUGAUCCAUUUGGAAGAGGUUUUCUGGAAUUGGUGGUGUUUUACGAGCUGAUUAAAUGACAGGAGAGAGAAUUUAGUGGGAAAAGAGACGAGUUAUGCUUUCUUUGGAGGGGAAGGGAGGAAGAUCUUGAAGGAGGGUCUGGUACUAGCAGGUGAAGGUCCCUUUGGAUAUGUUGAGAUGACUGAGAAAAAUAUGAUGUCUGGUAGGAUACAGAAAAGGGUUGCAGCUGUUGAUAGUGGGCAGUCUCUACUCCUUCUUACCAUGUGGAUAGCAUAGACAUGCAAUGAGAUUUCACAGUACUAAUCUCCCAAGAAACUCAGAGCCCUGGGGAGAAGAGCCACAAUCUUGAGAGAGAUCUGCAAUAUUUCACUGUGGUUUCCCCAAAGGAAGCAAAGGUAAGGAGGAGGACAGGUACCACUGAAGUAUUUUAGCAAAAUACAUGAGAUCUGACUUCUGUCUAGCUUUUUUCCUACAUCAACGAUCCCUUCCUUAGUCAGGACCCAAAGGCCCCAGUCUCAGUCAUGCAUCUGAGACAGCAAGGUCCCUUUGGGGUCUCUCCUCAACUGGAGAGAUGUUGGGACCAGAAGGCAGUAAGGCUUGGUCCCUGGAUGGAGCUGGAGCCACCACUGAUGCCUCUCAUGCCGAAUGCAGAAGGCAGGGAUUCUGGGGCACUCUGCAUACCCUUCUCUUCCACAGAGGAUGCAUAUAGGUUGACCUGAGGAUGCAGGUGAGGAGGGGGGACACGACUAACCUCUGGAUCCUUCUCU